AGUAUCUCUUUCUCUCAAAAUCAGAGUCGGGAAAAUUGAACCCAAAAUCACCGAAGGAAAAGAAAAAUCCAAAUGGCGGAGCACCACCACCAUCACCACCGUCCCAACCGCCUUUCCGUCCCUCCACGCGCCACUGCUUUCACAACCCCAACCCAAACUACCCCAAGAUCUUACCCUUCGUAUUCAUACCCUCCUUCCAUCACAACCCCAACUGCAACUCCAUCAAAACACCGCCUUUCCCUCCAAUCUUCCUCUUUGUCUGCUUCCUCCCAAAAGAAAUCCUCCAUUUCUUUCCUUCUCCUCCUCCUCCUUUCCCUUCGCUCUCUUUACUCUCUCCUUCCUUUCAUUCGCUCUUCCCCUCCUUCUUUCUCAGUCUUCCCUUUCUCUUUCCUCCUUUCCUUUUUCUCUUUCCUCCUCUCUCUCUCUUUUACCCUCUUCUCCAAAAGGAACGCCAGAAACCAUCCAAUUUUCCCCAUUAAUUCUCUCUCCACCCCUCAACUCAAACUCCUACUCUCUAAGUCCUUCCUUUUGUCCAUUAUAUUACUUCUCAGGUUCCAAGCUCUUAGAUACUGUGGUACAGCUGCUAUGAUCUUAGCUGAACUAUCGGGAAACCUUGCUGGCAGGCUAUUUUCCAAAGAGAAUAAUAACCCCAAGAAAAGGUCGGUUUUUUCGUCUCAGAUUAUUGGGUUUUGCUUUUUAUUUAUUGGGUUAAUGCUAUUAUCUUUAAGUUGGGAUAGAGUAGAUUGUUUUCCUUUGAAUAAGACCGGGUUUUCGAUGUAUCCUAGGGAAGGUUGUGUUAGAAUUUGGCCAAUGUUAUUGCCCUUUUUAUCAGGGUUUUUAGGUUGUUAUGAAAAGGUUUCCAUGAAUUGGGGGAGCAUUAGACAGCUUGGUCGAAAAAGGGUUCGAUUGAUUUCAUCGUUUUUCACCACUGUUAUGCUUUUUGUUCCUGCUGCUGUUAGUUUCUUUGUUUACGAAAGUCAAGGUGGAGGAAAUAUUUCUAUUGAUAAUUUAGGUUGGCCUUUGGUGAAUAUUGUUGUUUUUGGAGUGAUUUUGAGUGAGAAUUUCGAUGAUGAUGACAAGUUAAUGAGUUCUAAAGAUUUUCAGAGGGAGUUUAUGGUUACUUUUGUUUGUACCAUUGUUUUGGAGUUGUUUUAUUUCAAGGAGUUAUCGCUUUUGGGAUUGUUGUUGUGCGGUUUGUUGUUGUACUUUGCUGUUCGAGAGCUUGAUCCAGUUUAUACAAGUUAUAUUGAAUUGGGGAUAGAAUCAUCGGAGUCUUUUAGCAUGUCGAUAAUGAAACCAAUUCAACAUAUAUUGAGUGAGCGAAAGUCUCGGAAGAUUGCAUUGUUUCUAUUAAUUAAUACUGCAUACAUGGUUGUGGAAUUUGCUGCUGGCUUCAUGAGUAAUAGUCUUGGGUUGAUAUCAGAUGCGUGUCACAUGUUGUUCGAUUGUGCGGCUUUGGCUAUUGGGCUUUAUGCUUCGUAUAUUUCACGGUUGCCUGCUAAUAGUCAAUUCAAUUAUGGUAGAGGCAGAUUUGAGAUUCUAUCGGGGUAUACUAAUGCAGUUUUCCUAGUUCUAGUCGGGGCAUUAAUUGUGUUGGAAUCCUUUGAGAGGAUUUUGGAUCCUCAAGAAAUAUCAACGAACAGUCUCUUAACUGUCUCGAUUGGAGGGCUUGUUGUCAAUGUGGUCGGUUUGAUAUUCUUUCAUGAGGAGCAUCAUCAUGCACAUGGCGGAGCAUGUUCGCACUCGCAUUCUCAUUCUGAUUCCCACUCUCACGACCACCAUCAUCAGCAUUCACAUGAUCACGAGAGUCAUGUUGAACACCAUGAAUUUGUAAAUGUUUCCGAUGGAUGCCAAGAUUCUUGCUCUGGCCAUGAACAUCAUCAUGGGAGCAGACAUCACAGCAACAAUUACCAUGCCGAAGAUCACAAGAAACACGAAUUUCGUGUCCACCAUGGCCAUGAUCACAAUCAUGCCCCACAUGAUUGUGCCCACCAUCAUGAUCACCACGGCUAUGGACAUCAACAUGACCAUGCUCAUGACCACCAUGAUUGUGCCCAUCAUCAUGAUCACAAUGAUCAUCAUCAUGAUCUAGGCGUGCACCAUGGACCCCUACAGAACCAACUUCUAUCAGAAGGGAAGUUGCCCCAGAAGCAUCAGCAUGGACACAUCGACCACAAUAUGGAAGGGAUUUUCUUGCAUGUCCUGGCAGACACCAUGGGAAGUGUUGGAGUUGUUAUGUCGACUCUCUUAAUUAAGUACAAGGGAUGGCUAGUUGCUGAUCCUGCAUGUUCAAUAUUCAUUUCGGUUUUAAUUAUAUCAUCAGUUAUCCCAUUGCUUAGAAACUCCUCCGAAAUUUUGCUUCAAAGAGUUCCAAGGGCUCAAGAGCUGGUUUUGAAGAAGGCCAUAAGUGAUAUUACGAACAUGAAAGGGGUAUGUCGUGUUCAGAACUUGCAUGUAUGGAGCUUUACAAACACGGAUAUCGUUGGAACAGUCCACCUUCAUAUAUCAGCAGAAACUGACAAGGCUGCUAUGAAAUCACAAGUGUCGCACAUCUUACAUGAUGCCGGAAUCAAGGAUUUGACGUUGCAAGUGGAGUGUGUGGAACUAUAGUAACUGAUCUUAGGUUACACUGUCGAGAAUAGAGAGUAGCUCAUUCAUCUUUAGGACUGAGUCUUAUCAUGAUCAAAAGCAACAGAUAGCUCCAAUCUAUAUGCUGUGUUGUAAGGAGUACAUCUUUGUCGGUUUAUCCUGGAGCAUGUAUAUACUCGUAAGAGUUGAGUUCAGCAUCGAUGUUUUCUGUGAAGCUGUAGAAAAGGUGAAAAAGGGGAAAUGUUUAUUUUUGUUACACAUGAGAUCAGUGUCAAUUUCUCGUAGGUUCAGGUGAGUGAAAUCCAAACAAGAAGAUUUAAUCGGCUAUGUAAUGAAACAAACAGUGGUACAUUAUUUUCUUGUAUGACCUUUCUGCUUAUAAUGUAAAAAGAACUUGUUUUUAUGGUUCAUAAUUAUUUAUUGGCAUGUUUAUUGAAGUA
Gossypium raimondii (Peruvian cotton) is the source of this 3029-nucleotide messenger RNA. RefSeq lists its product as uncharacterized. Gene Ontology annotation, cellular component: membrane; Golgi apparatus. The record is from RefSeq and is a predicted model, not a curated record. The transcript has a single exon. Lineage: Eukaryota; Viridiplantae; Streptophyta; Magnoliopsida; Malvales; Malvaceae. Bases 73 to 2610 code for a protein of 845 amino acids. Gene Ontology annotation, biological process: transmembrane transport; zinc ion transport; intracellular zinc ion homeostasis. Gene Ontology annotation, molecular function: zinc ion transmembrane transporter activity.